AUGAAGGCGCUGAACGAGUCCGAUGCCGAUAGAAUCAGCAGCCUUCCUGACGACGUGAUACAGAGCAUCGUCGCUUUCUUACCCGUAAAAGAUGGAGCGAAAACAGCUACACUGUCGAAACAAUGGCGGCACAACUGGGGAGCAACUGCUAAGCUCGUGUUCAAUGGCGGUUUCUGUCAAAUCUCAGCGGUGGAAGACUAUGUGCUCAAGGCUAGUGAGCUAAUGUGGGAGAUUUACAAAGCUCUGCUCCUUCACGAAGGACCCAUAACCGAAUUGGUGCUUGAAAUCCCUGGAUUAAGGCCUUGUACUGACAUGGAUCUCAUGAUGCUCUUCGUUUCCAAGAAGAGCGUCCAGAAACUCACCCUUUCCUUCUAUGAGAAGCGAGCACUUGAGGAUAAGAUUUCUUCUGCCUUGUUUACUGCUCGCCAACUGAGCUACCUGAGACUGCGGAACUGUGAAUUCAGUGCGCCAUCUUGGUUUCUGGGUUUCAGUAAGCUUGCCCGUCUUGAUUUAUAUGGAGUACAUGUUCCCUCUCCAUCUAAUUUCUGUGAAGAUUUCCUUCCCAAGUGUCCGGUUCUUCAACACUUGAUAUUCGUUAUUCAGGGCUCAGAUUCUCGUAAGGCUGAAUUAGUAUCUCCUUCACUGAAAGUAUUUGAGUCCAAUCUUUGGAAUGUCUGCUUCAAGCACACCCCAUUUCUUUCAACGGUCAGGAUCGAAUUGAUGGAUGUGUACCAGAACGAUAAACUAAGCAAGUAUCGUGCAUAUGACCCAGAUAUUGCAGCUGCAUUCUCUUCUCUCCCUGCAAUCGAGAAGUUAAUUAUAGGCGGACAAUGGAUGGGAUUCCUUGCCUCAGGUAAAGUCCCAUCCAAGCUUCCUACAUAUCUUCAUCAACUGAAAGACCUCAAACUGGGCGACAUCCUAUUGUAUCGUUUGUCGGAAGCACGUGUUCUUGUUUGCCUAAUCGCGAGUUCCCCCAACCUGCGCAAGCUCACCGUUGUGUGUAAUUGUGUCCACGCCAGCCUUCGCAAGAAGAGAACUAUUGACAUCUUGCAGCUGUUGGAAGAACACGACCAUCCUACUGCAAGUUGUUUUCAGUGCCUGGAAGAGAUGAGUAUUUCUGAUGUCCUGGGUAUGCGGGUUGAAUUGAACUUGUUGAGGUUUGUAUUAGCUACCGCCCCACAACUUCGUAGGAUCUUCAUUAAGCCUGAUGGUAAAAUGGACCCUAGAAAGGCCCACAAAUUCUUGAAGGAGGUUACGAGCUUUAAGCGUGUUUCCAGAGAAGCAGAGGUAAUCUAUGUUUCUAAGGAUGAAAACUGAUGCUCUGUAGCUUUACUCUUCGAGCAUUUUGGCUCAUCAUCUUAGUUCUCUCACUUCAUCGAGGUUUUCUGGUCAGGAAUUUUUUUUCUGUAAUUGAUGCGAUGUUGUUUGAUCUAAGAUUAGUUUGGUAUAUGGUGGGCUUUUGUUCCCCUCAAAAUGUUGCUUGUUCGUACUACUUUCAGUACACUUAAUAAUCUUCUC
Molecule: messenger RNA, 1518 nt
Organism: Linum tenue
Lineage: Eukaryota; Viridiplantae; Streptophyta; Magnoliopsida; Malpighiales; Linaceae
Source: the annotation of a GenBank genome assembly